GCAGAGAUUGUACGAAAGGGAUUGAAUAGUAUCCACAAAAACAAUAAUAGGGCACAAACUUCGCGCCCUUCGCGCCAAAAAGUCAGAACGUGGGUCGUAGUUAAAAAGAACUAUUAAUUUCCUUGAUUAUUCCGUUUGACGACUUGUGCUCGGGCAAAUUUAAUCAUGAGUGAUAUAGAGGAAAAAGUUGACGCUGCUGUCUGUCAAGUGGAAAAACAAAACGAAAAAGAAUCGAUGAACGGUGUUGAGCAGAUCAAUUCAAAGACAGAUCUGACACCGUAUUUUGUAAAUACUGAUCAUAGCAUCAACAAAGUACACAUUUCAAAAGUACCAGAAAUUUGUAAAACCGAACCAUGUCAAUUAGGAGUAGAUGAAGCUGGCCGAGGCCCAGUGCUAGGUCCAAUGGUAUAUGGAAUUUCUUAUGCCCCUUUGAGCAACAAGCAGUUGCUUAUAGAUUUGGGAUGUGCAGACUCAAAGAGCUUGACAGAAGAACAGAGAGAUGCAAUCUUUGAUGAGAUAUGUAAAAAUUCUGUAAAAAUGGGUUGGGCCGUAGAAGUGAUAUCUCCAAAUGUGAUAUCAAAUAGCAUGUAUCGACGCAGCAAAGUAUCCCUGAACGAAGUUUCCAUGAACUCGGCAAUAGCCUUAAUUAAGAAAACUAUAGAGGCAGGAGUAAAUCUGGCUGAAGUUUAUGUAGAUACUGUUGGAAAACCUGAAAAAUAUCAGGCAAUGUUGAAAGGAAUAUUUCCAGACCUCAAAAUAGUCGUUGCUAAAAAGGCUGACUCUACCUAUCCCAUCGUCAGUGCUGCUAGUAUCUGUGCCAAAGUAUCCAGAGACCACGCAUUGAGAGCCUGGCAGUUUAGGGAAGGAGAUAAUGAAAGCGAGUAUGGCAGCGGGUACCCAAACGAUCCAGUGACCAAAACGUGGCUGGCAUCAAACAUUGAUCAAAUAUUUGGUUUCCCACAAAUUGUCAGAUUCAGUUGGUCCACCGCUGAAAAAAUCCUGGAAACGAAUGCCAUACCUGUUGAGUGGGAAGAAAUCGAGGAAGAGGAAGAGCCAAGUACUCAGAAAAUAUCGAGAUUUUUUAGUAAAAUAAAUUCAAAGAAUGAAGUAAAAAGGAAGAAGCACAAGUUUUUUGUUGAUCGGUGUCUGUCCAACGCGAGCAGCUUGUGAUGAUUGUAUUAUAUAUUACAGCAAUGCAAUAAGUAAAAGUUUGACUGGUGGUAAUCACACCUCGGUGAACCUCUUUGGUUACAUUGAAACUGUACAAAGUUUGCAGGAUCAUAUCUGGAUAAUCGUCAGGACAUGGACAGGAUAUUAAAGAUCUGGUUAUUUGUUGAGAUUUUCCUGGGAUAGUCUUCCCUUUUUUACCUUGUACCUUGAUCAUAAUUGUUAUUGUCGACGAAUAAAUAAUUUUUUCAA
Athalia rosae (coleseed sawfly) is the source of this 1419-nucleotide messenger RNA. Its product is annotated as ribonuclease H2 subunit A. Gene Ontology annotation, biological process: mismatch repair; DNA replication, removal of RNA primer. The transcript is spliced from 2 exons. The record is from RefSeq and is a predicted model, not a curated record. Gene Ontology annotation, molecular function: RNA binding; RNA-DNA hybrid ribonuclease activity. The coding region runs from base 166 to 1170 and encodes 334 amino acids. NCBI's taxonomy places the organism in Eukaryota, Metazoa, Arthropoda, Insecta, Hymenoptera, Athaliidae. Gene Ontology annotation, cellular component: ribonuclease H2 complex.